UUGCCCUUUUUUCCGCGCGCACGGACGGUUCUGUUCUUCUGUUUAUUUGGUUUUUAUAUUUUUUGCGUUGCCAACGCCACACCGCACAAGCAGAAGGCAAAAGCAGCGGACACGGCCGUGUCCGCCCCGGCUCUACAAAACACUCUCUCGUUUCUCACGUUCCACGCGGAGUAAUUGGCCAGUUUUUGUUAUUGUUAAAUGUAAACAAUAUUUGAAACAAACAAUUCCUUUAGCUAGAUCGCAAAAUGCAGUCAAUUAAGACAGCAGAUUUGCCGGAGAAUCCGCGAGAGAGUUGCAAUUUUAUUUCAGCAGCAUGCUUUUGGUAUACCAUGCCCGUAUUCCUCAAGGGACGGAAGAACACCUUGGAAACAACGGAUCUGUAUAGAGCCCUAAAGGAGCACAAGUCUGAGACGCUGGGCAACAAAUUGUGCGCCGCCUGGGAGCGAGAGCGGCAGCAGGGCGCCAAGAGGCGACCCAGCCUGCUGCGUGCGCUGAUACGCGUCUUUGGCUGGUACUUUGGGCUGCUCGGCCUGGUGCUGUUUCUGCUGGAACUGGGACUGCGCACCCUGCAACCGCUUUUCCUGCUUAAGCUGAUAUCCUACUACUCCCAUGGCUCGGAGUCGAUAGAAGCGGCGUACUACUAUGCGGGCGGUGUGAUCCUGUGUAGUGCGCUCAAUGUAAUCAUAAUGCAUCCCUACAUGCUCGGCACCAUGCACGUAGGCUUGAAAAUGCGUGUGGGAAUGUGCAGCAUGAUCUACCGCAAGGCUUUGCGGCUGAGUAAAACCGCCCUGGGAGACACCACAGCUGGCCAUGUGGUUAAUCUGAUGUCCAACGAUGUGGGACGCCUGGAUUUGGCCACCAUAUUUGUGCACUACCUGUGGGUGGGUCCACUGGAAACUGUUUUCAUUACAUUUCUCAUGUACCAGGAGAUUGGUAUUGCUGCCGUGUUCGGUGUGGCCUUUAUGCUGCUGUUUAUACCCCUGCAGGCGUAUCUGGGCAAGAAGACCUCGGUGCUGCGCCUGCGAACGGCCCUGCGGACGGACGAGCGGGUGCGAAUGAUGAAUGAGAUCAUAUCAGGCAUCCAAGUGAUCAAGAUGUAUGCCUGGGAGCUGCCCUUCGAGACGAUGGUUGCGUAUGCGCGCAAAAAGGAGAUCAAUGCCAUACGACACGUGUCCUACAUACGCGGCAUCCUGCUCUCCUUCAUCAUCUUCCUCACGCGCGUCUCCAUAUUCCUCAGUUUGGUGGGAUACGUGCUGCUGGGCACUUUCCUCACGCCCGAGGUGGCCUUCCUAAUCACCGCCUACUACAAUAUCCUGCGUACCACGAUGACCGUGUUCUUCCCCCAAGGGAUCUCCCAGAUGGCCGAGACACUGGUGUCCAUCAAACGCGUGGAGAGGUACAUGCAAUCAGACGAAACGGAUGUUUCGGACAAGAGUGUGGACUGGCCGCUGGACACGCCGGGCAGCAACCAGGCGACGGUUCACGGCGAGACGGAGGAGGAUCUCGAUGAAGUCGAGGAUAAGCUGCUGCCCUCACCACUGCCGAUGCCUGUACCCAUGCCACUAGGCAAGAUCAACGAGAAUGCGGUGCUAUCCGAAGCGGGUAUUGCCAUCAACGGGCUGAAGGCCAAGUGGGAUGUCAACUCGCCCGACUACACACUCAAUGGCGUGAAUCUGCGCGUCCAGCCAGGCACCAUGUUGGGCAUUGUGGGACGCACAGGCUCUGGCAAAUCCAGUCUCAUGCAAGCGAUACUCGGGGAACUGCGUUCCGAGUCGGGGGAGAUCAAGGUGAAUGGCUCGAUGUCGUAUGCCUCCCAGGAGCCGUGGCUCUUCUCCGGCACCGUGCGACAGAACAUUCUCUUUGGCCAGCCCAUGGACAGACGGCGUUACACCAAGGUGGUGAAGAAGUGCGCCCUCGAGCGUGACUUUGACCUGCUGCCGUACAAAGACAAGACGAUUGUGGGCGAACGCGGUGCCUCGCUGUCCGGCGGCCAAAAGGCGAGAAUCAGUCUGGCCCGAGCCGUUUACCGAGAGACAUCCAUCUACUUGCUCGAUGACCCCCUCAGCGCGGUCGACACCCAUGUGGCCCGCCAUCUCUUCGAGCAGUGCAUGCGCGGCUAUCUGAGGGAGCGCAUUGUCAUAUUGGCCACCCAUCAGCUGCAGUUCCUGCAGCAGGCCGACCAGAUCGUCAUAAUGGACAAGGGCCAGGUGAGUGCUGUGGGCACGUACGAGUCGCUGCGCGAUUCCGGUGUGGACUUUGCCUCAAUGCUGAACGAGGAGGCACGCGAAGAGCAGACGGAGGAACGCUCGCGCUCUCGGUCGGGCAGUCAAGUCGACCAACGACGCAACAGCGAGAUAUCUCUGGUGUCCGUAACCGAUUCCGUGCUAGAUGCUGGCGCAGAUCAAAUGGUCAGCCAGGAGCGACAGACGCAGGGCCGCAUCGGUUUGGGCCUCUACAAUAAGUACUUUAAAGCCGGCGGCGGUUUCUUUGCCUUCUUCGUGAUGAUGGCUUUUUGUGUGCUGUCGCAGGUGCUGGCAUCGUUGGGGGACUACUUCCUAUCGUAUUGGGUCACCAAGAAAGGAAACGAUGCAGUGCUCGCCAGCAGCAACGCAGAGAAUGAUACAACGAUACAAUCGCCUAUGCUAGAGAAUCGACUCUCCCACUGGCUGACUGAGCAGGGCUUGCCCGUGGACGCUGAAAGGCUGGACACAUAUAUAUUCACGCUGAUUACGAUUCUCACCAUUGUGGUGACGGUGGCACGUUCAUUUCUGUUCUUCAAUCUGGCCAUGAAGGCCUCCAUAAGUCUGCACAAUUCCAUGUUUCACGGCAUUAGCCGCGCGGCCAUGUUUUUCUUCAACACGAAUCCGUCCGGACGCAUUUUGAAUCGUUUCUCCAAGGAUAUGGGCCAAGUGGAUGAGAUACUGCCCGCUGUGAUGAUGGACGUCAUACAGAUCUUUCUCGCACUGGCAGGCAUUGUCAUUGUCAUAGCGAUUGUCAAUCCGCUCUUUCUCAUACCCACGGUCGUGCUGGGUAUCAUUUUCUACCAGCUGCGGACGUUCUAUCUGAAAACCUCACGUGAUGUCAAGCGCAUGGAGGCCAUCACUCGCUCGCCCGUCUAUUCGCAUUUGGCUGCCUCGCUGACGGGCCUGUCCACCAUUCGUGCCUUUGGGGCACAGCGUGUGCUGGAGGCAGAGUUCGACAACUAUCAGGAUAUGCACAGCUCCGCCUUCUACAUGUUUAUCAGCACUUCGCGCGCCUUUGGCUACUGGCUGGACUGUUUCUGUGUGAUUUACAUAGCGAUAAUAACACUCAGUUUCUUUGUGUAUCCUCCAGCCAAUGGCGGCGACGUGGGUCUCGCCAUAACACAGGCCAUGGGCAUGACGGGCAUGGUCCAGUGGGGCAUGCGACAGUCUGCCGAGCUGGAGAACACAAUGACCGCCGUGGAGCGAGUGGUUGAAUACGAGGACAUUGAGCCAGAGGGAGAACUGGAGGCCGCAAAUCCGGCGAAGAAGCCACCAAAGUCAUGGCCCGCAGAAGGAAAGAUUAUAUUUGACGAGCUGAGCCUGCGCUAUGUGCCCGACCCCAAGGCAGAGUAUGUGCUCAAGUCGCUGAAUUUCGUCAUCCAACCGCGUGAAAAGGUGGGCAUCGUGGGACGGACGGGUGCUGGCAAGUCCUCUCUGAUCAAUGCGCUGUUCCGACUCUCCUACAACGAGGGAUCCAUUCUGAUCGAUAAGCGGGACACGAAUGUGAUGGGAUUGCACGAUCUACGCAGCAAGAUCUCAAUUAUUCCCCAGGAACCGGUGCUAUUCUCUGGCACGAUGCGCUACAAUUUAGAUCCAUUUGAUGAGUACAAAGACGAGAAGCUGUGGCGCUCCUUGGAAGAGGUGAAGCUAAAGGAAGUUGUGGCCGAUCUGCCCAGUGGACUGCAGAGCAAAAUAACCGAAGGUGGCACCAACUUUAGCGUUGGUCAGCGUCAGUUGGUGUGUCUAGCUCGUGCCAUUCUGCGCGAGAAUCGCAUCCUGGUGAUGGACGAGGCCACGGCCAAUGUGGAUCCCCAAACAGAUGGCCUCAUCCAGACCACCAUUCGCAACAAGUUCAGGGACUGCACUGUACUAACGAUAGCCCAUCGCCUGCACACCAUCAUGGACUCCGACAAGGUGCUGGUCAUGGAUGCCGGCAGAGUUGUGGAAUUUGGUACGCCCUACGAGCUGUUGACAGUCGCAGAUACCAAGGUGUUCCACGGCAUGGUGAAGCAAACGGGGCAGGCCACUUACGAUGCCCUACUGAAGGUCGCACAAAAGGCCUUUGAAGACGCCCAGAAGCAGAGUCGGCGUCUGUCCUCUUGAGACUCUAGAAAUACCCAACAAAAUGUGUGAAGGAAUUGAGCAGAGGUGCCUGUAACCACAGUCCGUCGUCUCGGCCUUAUAUAUUUAGGUUAAAUAUUCUUAAUGUUUUUGAAUCUGUGUGUAUGAAUGUUUCGUGUUUCGUGUGAAUGAAUGUAUGGAUAUGGAGAUCCUCUCUUUAUCGAGCUCUAAAUGAUAGAUAGCAUCCACGAGUUGCUUUGGAAUCUGUUGCUAUAUGUAAUGUUUGUAUUUAUUUAAAUUUCUAAGUGCAAAGAAUAAGUGCCUUCAUAAAGAAUAAAGAAUAAAGUUAUAUAUUGUAUAUCGGGAAUUGA
This is a messenger RNA of Drosophila subobscura, 4675 nucleotides long. RefSeq names its product probable multidrug resistance-associated protein lethal(2)03659. Gene Ontology annotation, molecular function: ATP binding; ABC-type transporter activity; ATP hydrolysis activity. Gene Ontology annotation, cellular component: membrane. NCBI's taxonomy places the organism in Eukaryota, Metazoa, Arthropoda, Insecta, Diptera, Drosophilidae. Gene Ontology annotation, biological process: transmembrane transport. The record is from RefSeq and is a predicted model, not a curated record. The transcript has 10 exons. The coding region runs from base 246 to 4346 and encodes 1366 amino acids.